AUGCUUUCAUCACUCUAUAUGCUUCCUCUCUUCUCUCUUUUAUUCUCAUUCAUGAUUUGUUGUAAUAAUGCUGAGGGUCCACCUUCACCAGGGUACUACCCUAGCUCCAAAGUAAGCCCUACUAGCUUUGAUCAUGGAUUUAGAAACCUAUGGGGACCUCAGCAUCAGAAACAAGACCAAGGAACAUUAAAAAUCUGGCUUGACUCUUCUUCAGGGAGUGGAUUCAAGUCGCUUCAUUCUUAUCGAUCUGGAUACUUUGGUGUUGCGGUUAAGCUUCAAACCGGUUAUACGGCCGGAGUCAUUACAUCUUUCUAUCUUUCAAACAACCAAGACUAUCCCGGAAACCAUGAUGAAAUAGACAUUGAGUUUCUUGGUACAACACCAGAUAAACCAUAUGUGUUGCAGACAAAUGUGUAUAUAAGAGGAAGUGGAGAUGGAAAGAUUAUAGGAAGAGAGAUGAGAUUUCAUCUUUGGUUCAAUCCAACUCAAGAUUUUCACAACUAUGCUAUUCUAUGGAAACCUAGUGAGAUCAUAUUUUUGGUGGAUGAUGUUCCAAUAAGAAAGUAUCCUAGGAAGAGUGAUGUUACAUUCCCUUCAAGAUCAAUGUAUGUGUAUGGAUCAAUAUGGGAUGCAUCUUCUUGGGCUACUGAGAAUGGAAAAUACAAAGCAAAUUAUACUUAUCAACCUUUCAUUGGAAGAUACAAGGACUUCAAACUUCAAGGUUGUAGAACUGAUUCCAUCUCCUCAUCAUGCCGGCCGCUUUCGGCCUCGCCUUCCGGCUAUGGCGGUAGCCUGAGCCCUCAGCAAAAUGUUGCAAUGCAAUGGGUUCAAAAACAUUACUUAGUGUAUGAUUAUUGUCGUGAUCAUGCAAGAGAUCAUACACGUACUCCAGAAUGUUAG
Lathyrus sativus (Indian pea) is the source of this 900-nucleotide messenger RNA. The record is from the annotation of a GenBank genome assembly. NCBI's taxonomy places the organism in Eukaryota, Viridiplantae, Streptophyta, Magnoliopsida, Fabales, Fabaceae.